This is a messenger RNA of Brassica oleracea var. oleracea, 1554 nucleotides long. RefSeq names its product SNF1-related protein kinase catalytic subunit alpha KIN11. NCBI's taxonomy places the organism in Eukaryota, Viridiplantae, Streptophyta, Magnoliopsida, Brassicales, Brassicaceae. Gene Ontology annotation, molecular function: protein serine/threonine kinase activity; ATP binding. The record is from RefSeq and is a predicted model, not a curated record. Gene Ontology annotation, biological process: protein phosphorylation; intracellular signal transduction. The transcript has 11 exons. The coding region runs from base 69 to 1553 and encodes 494 amino acids. Gene Ontology annotation, cellular component: cytoplasm.
CAUACAAUUGUUUUUUCUUAUCUUUUACUCCUAGUCCUCUACUGUUUUCGUAUUUCCCCAACAGUGAAAUGAAUGGAUCAUCGAGUCAAAUUUCCAGUAAGAGGAAAUCAGUUCUACCAACUUAUAAGAUUGGUAAAACUCUUGGACAAGGAUCUUUUGCGAAAGUGAAAUUAGCUGUCCAUAAAACUACUGGACACAACGUUGCUAUCAAAAUCCUUAAUCGUGAGAAGAUUAAGCAGAUGGGAAUUGAAGCAAAAGUGGAGAGGGAGAUCAAAAUUCUCAGAUUGUUGAUGCAUCCUCAUAUCAUCCGUCAAUAUGAAGUUAUAGAGACACCAGAAGACAUUUACGUUGUCAUGGAGUAUGUUAAGGCUGGCGAACUGUUUGACUAUAUUGUAGAGAAAGGUAAAUUACAUGAAGACGAGGCUCGCUAUCUUUUUCAGCAGAUCAUAUCUGGUGUGGAGUAUUGUCACCGCAAUAUGAUCGCUCAUCGAGAUCUCAAACCGGAGAAUAUACUCAUGGAUACGAAAUGCAACAUAAAGAUUGCAGAUUUUGGAUUGAGUAAUGUCAUGCAUGAUGGUCACUUUUUGAAGACCAGUUGUGGAAGCCCUAACUAUGCUGCUCCGGAGGUUAUUUCAGGAAAACUGUAUGCGGGACCAGAAGUGGAUAUUUGGAGCUGUGGAGUCAUAUUAUACGCUAUACUAUGCGGUAAUCUUCCUUUCGAUGACGAAAAUAUGCCUGGUCUAUUCAGCAAAAUCAAGAAGGGAGAGUAUAUUCUUCCAGAUCAUUUAUCGUACGCCGCUAGAGAUUUGAUACCGAGAAUUCUUACGGUUGAUCCUAUGAUGAGAAUUAGCAUUCCUGGGAUUCGUCAACAUCCUUGGUUCAGUACUAAACUUCCCCCUUAUCUUGCUGCUCCUCCAUUGGAUACUACCGAACAAGCUAGAGAGAUUAAUGAGGAGAUCAUUCGAGACGUGGUCAACAUAGGGUUUGUUGAAAAACACGUUAGGGAAUCUCUUUUCAACAGAAUCCAAAACGAGGCAACCGUUGCAUACUAUCUGGUACUGGACAGUCGACGUCGUAGUCCCAGUGACUAUUUCAAGUCCAAUGUUAAUAAGAUUUCGAGUUUUAAUUCGACGAUUCCAGCUCAAACGGUUGCUCCGUUUCCGGCAUUGGUUAAUCAUCACCUCAUGGCUGGACUAAGACCACGGGUUAGCGCUGACAAAAAAUGGGCCGUUGGACUUCAGUCUCAAGCGCGUCCUAAGGACAUCAUGACUGCUGUUUUUAAGGCUCUUCAAGACCUUAAAGUGAGCUGGAAACAGAUUGGAGAGUACAACAUAAAAUGCAGAUGGGUUCACCAAAGUAAUAUCUCCAAAGAGAAAUCUAACAUGAUGGAAGCUGAACUUGCGAUGAUCUCACCAACCGUUCUCAAGUUUGAACUUCAGCUCUACAAAGCAGGUGAGGGAAAGUACGUGCUGGACAUCCAGAGAGCCGAUGGACCUCAAUUUCUCUUCUUGGACCUGUCCGUCUCUCUUCUCAGAGAGCUACAUGUGAUCUGAA